Molecule: messenger RNA, 2100 nt
Organism: Vigna umbellata (rice bean)
Lineage: Eukaryota; Viridiplantae; Streptophyta; Magnoliopsida; Fabales; Fabaceae
Product: auxin efflux carrier component 6
Biological process (GO): auxin polar transport; auxin export across the plasma membrane
Cellular component (GO): endoplasmic reticulum; plasma membrane
Molecular function (GO): auxin efflux transmembrane transporter activity
Source: RefSeq, a predicted model, not a curated record
AGCAAAACAACUUGAUAGUUUAUAUUAUAAAUCAGAUGAUCACCGGAGAAGAUUUGUACAAGGUGAUGUGCGCCAUGGUGCCUCUGUACUUCGCAAUGCUGGUGGCGUACGGUUCGGUGAAAUGGUGCAAGAUGUUCAGCCCGGAGCAGUGUUCGGGCAUAAACCGAUUCGUGGCGGUUUUCGCCAUUCCGGUGCUCUCUUUCCACUUCAUUUCGAUGAACAACCCGUACCAAAUGAACACGAGGUUCAUCAUCGCGGACACACUCUCCAAGCUCCUCGUGCUUCUCUUCCUCUCGCUUUGGGCCCUUUUCUUCGCCAAAGGCUCCCUGGAGUGGCUCAUCACUCUCUUCUCCCUCGCCACUCUCCCCAACACCCUCGUCAUGGGCAUUCCCCUCCUCCAAGCCAUGUACGGCGACUUCACCCACUCCCUCAUGGUGCAACUCCUCGUCCUCCAAUGCAUCAUAUGGUAUACUUUGCUUCUGUUUCUGUUCGAGUACCGAGCGGCGACGCUUUUGAUCCAGAGGCAGUUUCCGGGGCAAGCGGCGGCGUCCAUCACGAAAUUCGAGGUGGACGGCGACGUUAUAUCGCUCGACGGCCACGACAUGCCGCUGCGGACGGAGUCAGAGACCGACGACCAUGGCCGGAUCCGGGUGCGGAUCCGGCGAUCCGUUUCGUCGGCGCCGGAGUCCAGCUGCUCCAUCGGCAACGCCGCCGUGCUCACUCCGCGGCCCUCCAACCUCUCUAACGCCGACAUUUUCUCCAUCAACACGCCUCUGCACCUGCACGACGGCGACCCCCCCGCCGGCGCCAGCCCCCACCUCUCUGGCUACGCCUCCUCCGACGCGUACUCGCUGCAGCCCACGCCACGGGCCUCAAACUUCAACGAGAUGGAGGCCGGCACCCCCGUCUGGGGGUGUUCACCGGUCACCGCAGGAAGAGUGUGCCUCCAGUCAUCACCGGUGGCCAGGGUGGUGUGGGAGUCGCCGGGGAAAUGCGGUAGAGGAGAAGAGAGACAAGGUUGCAAGGACAUUACUCUCUCAGAUAAAGAAAUGAGCUUCAGAGACAGCACCAAAGUCCCAGACCCUAAAGACACAAAUGCGAAGGAGCAGAAAAUGCCACAUGCUUUUGUCAUGAUGAGGCUUAUACUGGUUGUAGUAGGAAGAAAACUUUCCCGAAAUCCUAAUACGUAUUCCAGUGUAUUAGGACUUCUUUGGUCUUUAGUCUCUUUCAAAUGGAAUAUGGAAAUGCCAAGUCUUAUCAAAUCAUCCGUCAAAAUCAUCUCAGAUGCCGGCCUUGGGAUGGCUAUGUUUAGCUUAGGGCUUUUCAUGGCCCUUCAGCCCCGUAUCAUAGCCUGCGGUACUAAAAGGGCAGUUAUGGGCAUGCUCAUUCGCUUCCUGUGUGGACCUCUUGUAAUGUCUGCAUCUUCCAUUGCCAUUGGAUUGAGACAUGACAUACUUCACACUGCCAUUGUACAGGCUGCUCUUCCACAGGGGAUAGUGCCAUUUGUAUUUGCCAGAGAAUAUGGCCUGCAUCCUGAUAUUUUGAGCACAGGGGUUAUCUUUGGUAUGCUGGUUUCCUUACCGAUAAGUCUCUUAUAUUACAUAUUUCUUGGCAUAUGAAGGGAACGAAGAGAAGUUACAACCUUAGAGAAGAAAAGUAUUAUCCAAACUAUAAUAACCCUACUAGACUAGGUGGGGUAAUAUAUAUACACAUAUUGGAAAGCUUCCAUGUUUCUCCAUGAUUCUGCCAGCACCGACCACAAUUAUAUACGAAGGUUGUCCAUUAUUGUAGACACCACCUGCGGAGAAGGUUGACUUUGGUAAGGCCAAACUUUUUCAAUAGACACAAGUGUUAAGGGUGUGACAGAAAUGACAGAGAGUUGUAGCUAGGAUUUAUAGUUUUAGACAUGCCCUGCUACUACAUAGAUUAGUGGUAGCCGAAAGGGAAAUAAAUAUUAUCAUGACCAAUUAUUAAGGUAGGAAACUUGCUUUGUUGUUGGAGGUUGGAAAAGCUUGUGGGAACAAAUGUUGACCCCUCCUCCCUCAUAUAAAAGUUGGAAGGCGACAUUUUGCCAGAUUUAUGGCACUCUAAGGUGAUUUA